ACCGCCUACAACAGACUCAGCAACCCGAAAAACGGCACUACCAGUGCCUACUCAGCGCCCAGAGGAAAAUUCACAUGCUCUAUAACGGUCCUUCCAGGGGCACCUGUCCACACUUCCGGGUCGGCCGCCAGGCACCCAGCAACAAACACUUAAAACUCUUAAAACAAUCCUAA
Pelobates cultripes (western spadefoot toad) is the source of this 173-nucleotide messenger RNA. The record is from the annotation of a GenBank genome assembly. NCBI's taxonomy places the organism in Eukaryota, Metazoa, Chordata, Amphibia, Anura, Pelobatidae.